Messenger RNA from Camellia sinensis, 837 nucleotides. The record is from RefSeq and is a predicted model, not a curated record. NCBI's taxonomy places the organism in Eukaryota, Viridiplantae, Streptophyta, Magnoliopsida, Ericales, Theaceae.
UGUCAAUUGUGUUGUUAACAGGUUGGCGAUGCUGGGCCCAUUCUUGAUAUGAUGGCUGUGGCACUAGAGAACAUCCCAAGUAAUGCUGUUGUAUCUAAAGCAACAAUAUUCGCUGUUUACCGGACUGCACAACUUAUUUCUUCCAUUCCUAAUGUUUCAUAUAACAAGAAGGCCUUUCCUGAUGCUCUAUUUCACCAGUUACUUUUAGCAAUGUCCCACCCAGACCACGAAACAAGAGUAGGGGCACACCAUGUUUUCUCCAUUGUGCUUAUGCCAUCUCUUAUUUGUCCUUGGUUAGUUCGUAAUGGAGGACCUGCACAAGCUCUCCUGGGGUUUUCGCCAAUUGCUUCAGAGAGGAUAAAGAAUGGAAGUUUCUCGAUUCAGGAUGAAAGCAAUGACAAACCCAAGGAGGAAGUCAGUCAAGUUUUGGAUAAUGGCGUGACUCAAUCUAUAAAAUGUCCAUCUCGUGGUCGAUCAUUUAGUUUCAAGAAUGCUAUGGUCAAUGGAAAAGCAGAUCUGACUGCCCUCCGAUUGAGUAGUCACCAAGUGAGUCUCCUGCUUUCAGCAAUCUGGGUGCAGGCAACAUCCACAGAAAAUACCCCUGCAAAUUUUGAAGCGAUGGCCCACACAUAUAAUGUCACUUUAUUAUUUACCCGGAAUAAGGUAUCCUCAUGGUGCUGUUUACUUAUAUUUAUUGUUUCUACCAUUUUGAUACUUAUCCCUUGGAAUUUCUUUAUAUGUACUUUUUUUUCUUCUUUUUUCUGGAUUAAGAAUUCUAUAUUGAAAAGAUUCCAGUUGCUUGGGAAAGUAACUCUAAGAUAAAAUUGUAUCUACAAU